Molecule: messenger RNA, 1230 nt
Organism: Vicia faba (fava bean)
Lineage: Eukaryota; Viridiplantae; Streptophyta; Magnoliopsida; Fabales; Fabaceae
Source: the annotation of a GenBank genome assembly
AUGGUCUUUAGUUCGUCAAUUUGUUGCCUCUUCCUAUACAUUUUUAUAGUUGUCUCUUUUAUUUCUCCUAUUAAUUCUUUAAAAAUACAAAAACAAGAAUCAUUCAAUCGAACUUUUCGAAUAGAGCAAGAACUUCAAAAAUUAAAGAAGACAAUAGCUACACGUCUUCGACAAAUCAACAAACCUGCAGUCAAGACAAUUCAGAUUCCUAAUGGUGAUAUCAUAGAUUGUGUUUUGACUCAUAAACAACUAGCUUUUGAUCAUCCAUUAUUGAAAGGACAAAAACCAAUGCAUCAUCCAGUAAAUCUCACAGAGCAGAAUCAAAUUGGCAAUAUGAGUGACUUUCAAUUGUGGAGCUUGUCUGGUGAAUCAUGUCCUGAAGGUACAAUUCCGGUUAGAAGAGUAACAGAACAAGACAUGUUAAGAGCUUACUCUAUUGAUAGCUUUGGAAGAAAACCUUCCAAUCAGUACUUUCCCCAUGAAUAUGCAAUUGUAAGAGUGGGCAAUGAGGAGUUCUUUGGAGCUCAAGGUACCUUCAACGUCUGGCGUCCCUAUGUGGAAAGACAGUAUGAAUUCAGCUUGUCUCAAAUGUGGCUUGCCUCUGGUACAUAUGGAAAAGAUCUCAACUCCAUUGAAGCUGGUUGGCAUGUCUACCCGCGAUUCUACGGUGAUGAUCGCCCUAGAUUUUUUAUUAUGUGGACGGCUGAUGCAUAUAAAAGCACCGGGUGCUACAAUUUAGGGUGUCCAGGGUUUGUUCAAACAAACCAAAAUUUUCUACUUGGUGCUGAAUUUUCAAAUUAUUCUACAUAUAAAGGAAAACAAUAUCAUAUUACCUUAAAGAUAUUGAAGGAUAAAAACACUGGAAAUUGGUUGCUUCAAUAUGGAGGAAAUACAGUUGGGUACUGGCCAGCUCCCUUGUUCACACACUUGAAGUAUGUUGCAGAUGAAGUUCAUUUUGGUGGAGAAAUAGUGAAUUUAAAAACAACAGGGUCUCAUACUUACACUGUAAUGGGUAGUGGACACUUUGCUGAAGAGGGGUUUGGAAAAGCUGCAUAUAUUAGAAAUCUGCAUGUUAUAGAUUCUGAUAACAACUUGACUCCGUUGGAAAAUCCCACAUAUGAAGCGACAAAUAAAAAUUGUUAUAAUAUACAAGGAAACACUAGUGGAAAUCCAGUGUGGGGGGAUUAUAUUUAUUUUGGUGGACCGGGCAAGAGUGACAAAUGUCCCUAA